Condylura cristata (star-nosed mole) is the source of this 2110-nucleotide messenger RNA. It is a transcript of the gene AATF, whose product is annotated as apoptosis antagonizing transcription factor. Lineage: Eukaryota; Metazoa; Chordata; Mammalia; Eulipotyphla; Talpidae. The record is from RefSeq and is a predicted model, not a curated record. Gene Ontology annotation, cellular component: nucleolus; nucleus. The coding region runs from base 136 to 1839 and encodes 567 amino acids. Gene Ontology annotation, biological process: regulation of transcription by RNA polymerase II. The transcript is spliced from 12 exons.
UUGCCGACUUGGAGCUGGGCGCUGUGCUGUCUCCGGCCGAGAAGACUGGGCGUGCAGUGGCGAAGAGAGCGACCAGGCGGCCUCUGCGGUUUCACAUUCACGUGCGCGGCCCGGAGCGAGAAAAACACGGUGAAGAUGGCGGGGUCGCAGCCCCUGGCGCUGCAGCUCGAACAGUUGUUGAACCCGCGGCCGCGCGAGGUGGAUCCUGAGGCCGACCCGGAGGAAGCCACUGCUGCCAGAGUGAUUGACAAAUUUGAUGAAGGGGAAGAUGGGGAAGGUGAUUUUGCGGCAGUGGGUAGCAUUAGAAAAUUGGCAUCGGCCUCCCUCUUGGACGCAGAUAAGAGGUAUUCUGGCAAGACUACAUCUAGAAAAGCUUGGAAAGAAGACCAGUGGGAGCAGACUCUGCCAGAUUCAUCUGACAAGGAAAUAUCUGAUGAGGAGGACGAACCUAGAGAUGGAGAUUCAGAAGAGCUGGAUCUGGAAGAGUCUGAUGAGGAUGCCAUGAGUGCUGCUGAGGAACAAGAGUGUGGUGAUGAUGGGGACAUAAGUUUGCCCUGGAGGAAGAAAAGCAGAAACUGUGCUGAGAAAACACCUGGCUUCACAGCCCCCGGCAUCAGUGACUUUGAAAAAUUUACGGCGGGAAUGGAUGACCUUGGUAGCAGUGAAGAGGAGGAAGAUGAAGAUGAGAGUGGUGUGGAAGAAGGGGAUGGUGAGGAAGACUUUGAGGGUGAGAGUGAGGAAGACAGGGCUGAAGAGAAGACCAGUGAAGAUGAUGGUGUGGUGAUGACCUUCUCCAGUGUCAAAGUGUCUGAGGAAGUAGAGAAAGGAAGAGCCGUGAAGAACCAGAUAGCACUGUGGGACCAGCUCUUGGAAGGAAGGAUCAAACUACAAAAAGCUCUGUUGACCACCAAUCAGCUUCCUCAACCAGAUGUUUUCCCUAUUUUCAAGGACAAAGGUGGCCCAGAAUUUGCCAGUGCCCUAAAAAAUAGUCACAAGGCACUUAAAGCAUUGUUGAGAUCAUUGGUAGAUCUGCAGGAAGAGCUGCUGUUCCAGUAUCCAGACACCAGAUAUCUUGUAGCUGGGACAAAGCCUAAAGUGGAAAGUGAGGAGGAGAUUUCCAGUGGCGAUGAAGAGCUAGUAGAAGAGAAGAAGAAACAGAGAAGGGCCCCACCAAAGAGGAAGCUGGAGAUGGAGGACUACCCCAGCUUCAUGGCAAAACGCUUUGUUGACUUCACAGGCUACAGGAACCGCACACUUCAGAAGUGGCAUGAUAAAACUAAGCUCGCUUCUGGAAAACUGGGGAAGGGGUUUGGUGCCUUUGAACGUUCAAUCUUGACUCAGAUCGAUCAUAUUCUGAUGGACAAAGAAAGAUUACUUCGAAGGACACAGACCAAGCGCUCUAUCUACCGAGUUCUUGGCAAACCUGAACCAGCAGCACAGCCUGUGCCAGAGAGUUUGCCAGGACAGCCGGAAGUCCUUCCUCAGGCCCCUGCCAAUGCUCACCUGAAGGACUUGGAUGAAGAAAUCUUUGAUGAUGAUGACUUUUACCACCAGCUCCUUCGAGAACUCAUAGAACGGAAGACCAGUUCCUUGGAUCCCAAUGACCAGGUGGCAAUGGGAAGACAGUGGCUUGCAAUCCAGAAGUUACGAAGCAAAAUCCACAAGAAAGUAGAUAGGAAAGCCAGCAAAGGAAGGAAACUUCGGUUUCAUGUCCUUAGCAAGCUACUGAGCUUCAUGGCACCUAUUGACCAUACUACAAUGAAUGAUGAUGCCAGGACCGAGUUGUAUCGAUCUCUUUUUGGCCAGCUCAACCCUCCUGAUGAAGCCCAUGGGGAUUGACCGCACCCACCUUUCCUGCUGCGGCCCUGAGGCCAGGCGUCCAGCCCCUGUGGCGUGUGGCCAGCUCGCGUCUCGGCCCCAUGCGGAGGCACUGCUGGCCCGGGAUGGAGUUCACUGGGAGGCCCAGGGAGGGUGCACUUGGGCCAAAUAAACCCCGGCCGGCCUGGAAUCAGGCGUCCGUGUGUCCAGUGCUUCCGUGCGUCCUUUAACCGCGACAGUGGUUACCGCUGCCGUGGCCACCACCAAGUUCUCAGGCAACUGGCUGAGCUCG